Helianthus annuus (common sunflower) is the source of this 630-nucleotide messenger RNA. RefSeq lists its product as uncharacterized. The coding region runs from base 1 to 630 and encodes 209 amino acids. Lineage: Eukaryota; Viridiplantae; Streptophyta; Magnoliopsida; Asterales; Asteraceae. The record is from RefSeq and is a predicted model, not a curated record. The transcript is spliced from 2 exons.
AUGGCAUCUAAUUCUUGGUGGUCCUCGUCUUCUUCGGACGAAGAGGAGAUGUUUUUCGCAAACGCUGUGGUAAAGGCGGCGCAGAUUCUUUUGGAGGAGGAAGAGGAAGAUGGCUCGUCUGAAAACGAGCGCACGAGAAUUGGUGAACGAUUAUAUUUCGGAUGCACCCCUUUACAAUGCCGACAUUUUCAAACAAAGGUUCCGAAUGAGUCGCCGGAUAUAUUCACACGGAUUGCUGAUGAUUUGGCGGGGCUAGACCCGUUUUUCACGCAACGACCCGAUGCUCGGAAUUAUGAAGGGUUUACCACGUUACAAAAGUGUACUGCGGCCAUUCGCCAACUGGCGUACGGGACAGUAGCCGACGCUUUGGACGAGUACUUACAGAUGUCGGCAAGAACUUCGCGGGAAUGUUUGUAUCGGUUUUGCCAUAAUGUGGUCAAACUGUAUAGCAAACAAUAUUUGCGGAAACCAAACGCGUAUGAUGUUCAACAGUUGUACCAGGCUCAUGAAGCAAGGCACGGGUUUCCGGGAAUGCUUGGUAGCAUUGAUUGUAUGUAUUGGGCGUGGCAUAACUGCCCGACUGCGUGGCGAGGCAAUACACGCGAGGUGAUCACGACCAUCCAACCUUAA